AUGCAGCAGAAGGGGAUUCUGACAGCCACGUGGAAGCCGGAUUUGAGCACAGAAGAAGGGGACCCCCUGAUAUCAGUGGAUUACAAAAUUUGGGGGAAGGCACAAGGGGUGUUUUUCCACAAGUACACUCAGCCUGAGGGUGUUAUGCUGGGAUUGGUGGGCUGGGUCCAGAACACUGACCGAGGCACAGUUCAAGGUCACCUGCAAGGUCCCACCUCCAAGGUGUAUCGAAUACAGGAAUGGCUUGAGACAAGAGGAAGUCCCAAAUCACACAGGGACAAAGCAAACUUCAACAGUGAAAAAGUCAUAGUAAAGUUGGAUUACUCAGGUUUCCAAGCUGAGAAAUAA
Choloepus didactylus (southern two-toed sloth) is the source of this 348-nucleotide messenger RNA. Its product is annotated as acylphosphatase-1-like. The coding region runs from base 1 to 348 and encodes 115 amino acids. The transcript is spliced from 2 exons. Lineage: Eukaryota; Metazoa; Chordata; Mammalia; Pilosa; Megalonychidae. The record is from RefSeq and is a predicted model, not a curated record. Gene Ontology annotation, molecular function: acylphosphatase activity.